UAAAGCAUUCCCUCACUUCAGAGUGCCGCUUUUGAAGCCUCACAUAUAGUAAAGCUAGUGGAGACGACAACCACCGACUUGGAUGGUGGUGGUGGUGGUUGGGUCGGAGGAAACGGGCGGGCGGUAGCGUUGAAUGUGGGGGUCCCGCGUUACGCUUGUGGACGUUUUGUAUUUUUUUUUUCAAUUUUUUUUUCUGUUGCGAUUUCUUAGGGGGCUCUGCUGACGAUGGCUGGGCUCACAUGGAAUGCCGCCUCGAUGUGAGUUGGUUUUUUUUUGUCUUGAAUCUUUUUAGUCGUGUGUCGGAAGUCAGUCACAUAGCGUGCUCCUAAAUUUUAUUAUUAUCAAAAUAUCAAUAAAGUGUCGAGUUGUUGCGAUCCGAUGACAAGCAGUUGCUGUGUAUCGCCUUUGCCACCGUUUUGAAGAAAGAAGAGCGAGAAUUAUAUUUUGUUUUUUUCGAUUCGCAUUCGCAGUUCGCACCGACAAAAAGAGUGAAGUCUCGAGAACUCUCGUUGAAGACGAAGAUUCUUUUAAAUAUCCCUUACAAAAAAAAUCGAAUUUUUAAAACGCGCAAAUUAACGCGAAUAAUUUUGUAUUGUUAUUGAAAAAGCGAACGCAAAAUCGUUUGUUUAUUUGUUUAUUGUUUUUUUUUGUGUUUUAUUCUAAAAAUAAAAUACAAGUUCAUUUGAUUAAUUGUUGAAAUGAAAGUCGGUGGCGGUCUUGCUUUUUAUUAAUUAGUUAAAUUAGUUUGUCGGAGAGGGCGAAAGUCAAAAAGUGACACACUGAACAACUUUCGGUUUUAAUCGGAUUUAUUUGACUUGAUACUUUAAUGGUUUAGUGUUGUUUAAAUAUUCAAGUUUUGUAAAAUAAAAUUUAAAAAAAUCACCAAAUUAAAAUACAUGUUCUAUACAAUUUUAAAAUUGAAUUUAGAAAACUAGUGCACCGACGGAAAACGCAUCUAAUUUUACACACAAUUGGAAAAGUUUAAAUUUUUAAAAAUUCUUUAAAAAAUAUAAAAGUGCAAACAGAAUCAGAAUAUUUUGGAUUUUUUCAACACCUGUCUGAAUAACAAAAGUUACUAAUAUUUGCGGACAAUUUCUAUCAUGCCACUGAGCGCCAUCAGUCAACGACGACGACGACGCCAAUGACGCCACUGCCAUCACUAUACGAAUAUCUAAUCAUCAAUCAUAAAUCAAAUGCGCACACCCAAUCAUGUCGCUGCUGAUCGCUCAACUAAGCUCCGCUGAACGAACACCUCAUCACAUCCUGACGCAGCAUCAUCAUCCAUCAGUUGUGGCCACAGUGGCAGCGGCGGCGGCAGCUUCAGCAGUGGGCUACGAUAGCCCCCCAUCACCAUCGCCAUCAUCGUCAUCGGCUUCAGCUUCAGCUUCAGUCUCGGCAGUCUCACCUUCAACCACAAGAUCAACAGCAGCAAUAGGAACGUCAGCAACAGCAGCAGCAGCAGUGGCAGAGGCAGGUGUUAAUGACCAGCACACUGUUCGUAGUGCUGGCGGCACUCUAGUCAGUGUAGAACAACCUCUCGACUUUACGGUCUCGAAAUUGACUGUUGCCACUUCAAUGGUAACCACUAACAACACAUUAGCCACUAGCAGCGGCAUCAGCAGCAGCAGCAGUGGAAACACCAGUAACAAUAAAUUUCUAACCGAUUUGACGUCAUCAUUAUCGCAUGCAGAUACUAUGAGUCGACUUCUGGCCAUGGAUAUGAAGGCGUUCAAGGUCGAUACUGCUAGCAUAGAGGAUUUAAAGGGUGAAGAUGUCAUGAGUGGGAAAAAUCAACAACAACAUCAAGAACAACAGGCACAAUUGCUUCAAAAGCUACCACCAAUCAAUCCUUGGUGUCCAUUAAUGCUGACACCAUUGACAUCCACCUCAAUGACUUCAUUACUCCCAUCAUCAUCAUCAUCGACAAGGCAUCAGCAUCAUCAUCAACAUCACAGUCAUCAUCAUCAGCAGCAACAGCAACAGCAGCAGCAGAACAAUCAUCCUGCUUCAUCUAAUCACCAUCAAAUGAGUACGGAAGCCGAGUUCCAUCAAAAUACCCACGAACCAGAUCUUCAGAGCCAAAGCCAAAGCCAGACACAACAAACCAUUGACAUCCGGCAACAGCUUCAGCUCCACCAACAACAACAACAAAUUCCCAAAACAAUACCAAUUCCAUACGCAACGCACAUUGCCGGGAAUAAUCAAAUCUCAAACCCUCCAACCUCAACUUAUUUGACAGCCCCGUUAUCGUCUGCAGUAACAACAAAUCUUUCGGCAUCCCUAACGGCGGCGGCGGCGGCAACGACCUUUCUAAUUUCUUCUCAUCAGCACCAGCACCAGCAACAACAACAACAGCAGGCGAAAUUCCUGAUGUCUAGCGUUAGCUAUCCCCACCAUCAUCCCCAUUCUCAUCACCAAAUAACACCACCAAAUUCACCGUUGCCACAUCUCUUUCUGGGUGCUCCUCCGCCCCCACCACCACCGACGGGUGGAAAAGCUUUCUACUCCACCACCCGGAUGCCGGCAACAACAACGGGUCGACACAACUUGGGUUCCACAAUUCCGUCAUUUAACGAACUAAUGUUCCACCAUCAACAGCUCCAGCCUGCCACUCAAUAUUCCAAGGACACGUUGUCGACGUUGUCUUCGUCGGCAAUAGUAAGCAGUAGUUCCCGCCACACGCCGUACUAUCACCCACCAAUUCCGCCCACCAAUACCACCCUCAACGCCAGCUCCGUACAAAACUUAAUGACCUUUGCGACAACGACGACGGCAGAGACCGACACCGACACCGACGCCACCAUCGUCGCUACAACCAACCUGCCACCCACAAUGCUACCUCCACCUUCAACCACCAACAACAGUGGUCAGGAACAUUUCGGCACGAUGGCAAUGGCCGACGAGGAUACUGAUGAUGUUGGCUCUGUUGGAGCUGCUGGAAGAACAAGUGGCGGUGUCGGUGGCGGUGGUGGAGCAGUAGGAGGUCCUCCUCUCGUUGUCCCUGAACACGAGAAAAUUAUGUUCGUUUCGCAUUUUCAUGAGAGAGAUCGACUGAUUAGGGAGCACCAAUUCCAACAGCAGAAACAUCGUAUGGAAAUGAAGGGAUGUGGCAGCGGCAGUGGCAAUGGCGGCGGCAAUGGUGGCAGAAAACGAGUUCGAGAUCUCCUUAAUUCACAAAAUGACGAACUUCACAUUAAACAAGAACGCAAUGAAGAUGAUAAUGACGAUGAACAUGAACUUGAAGACGACGACGGGGAUGAAGAUGAAAAUGAGCAUGCCACUGAUGUUAUGAUGGUCUCGCCCGAUAGUAAACAAAGUCGAAUUGGUUUUAUUGGGGUUGGAGUUGGGGAUGCUUCGGAUGAACUGAUGGUGGCUGGGGGUACUUAUUCCCAUGUGAAUCAAGCAAAUUUCAAUGCUGUUCAAAUAAAAGACAGUGGAGGCGGGGUUAAAGAUAUUAAUCGGAUGUCAAAAACACCAUCACCGUUACCAUCCAUAUCAGGUUGUGCUGAGAGCUGUGAUGAGUUAAGUGACAGGGAGCGGUCACCAUCUCCGAAGAAUCUUAGCAAGAAGAACAUAUUAGUCGAAGGCGUGCUCAAUCUUGCCCAAUCCCGAGAUUCACCAUCACCGAAGAGACUUCGCACUCCUAAGAGAUCUCCAUCGGUGCAUCAGCGAUCUCCGUCAGUGCAGCGCUCGCCCACGACUCACCGUUCUUCUACUCCACAGAAUUCUCUACCUCCACCACCUCCACCGCAGGGACUUCAGUUACCUUGCCCGAGUCCAAAUAGCCAUCAAAAUAUUCAAGCCACACUGGCUGCCCUGCAAAACCCUCUGGGGCCAUUGUUGAUGCAAAACCAAUUUGGGUUAGCAGCUGCCCUCAAUCCACAAGACAUUCAGCAAGCUUUCCAGGCCCAGAUUCAGGGCUACAUUGAAAUGAUGAGGACAGUGACUCCGGAGAGCAAUUUGAAUAGUCCAGCUGCGUCACAGUUCCUAAUACAAAACUCCCUCCAAGCUAUGGCUCAAGCUGCUCAGCAGCAGUUCCACGCCCUGCAGAGACAACAACAACAACAGCAGCAGCAACAGCAAAGCCAAAGUCAGUACCAUCAUCAGCAAUUACCCCAUCAGCAGCAUUCGACACCACAGGGUAAAAUGAGCAGCUAUGCCUCUGCGCCCAUGCCCAAGUCUCCAUUGCGAAGCCCAUCACUUAGUCCAGUCAGUCGACACACAACACCAAUGUCCAAGACUCAGACCACCACUCAUACGACGCCGCCAAACUCAGCCGGUCUCAACAUGGGUUCAGGCUUGCUCACCCCCAAUACACCCGGCAUGAGCAGCUUUGCGCCCCAUCAGGCCUCAAAACACAUGAAUUCCUCGUCAUCACUUUCGAUUUCUGUAAAUACUCCGCGAAUGCUUGAUCAGUCUCCUGAAGAGACCACCGAUCUCGAGGAACUUGAACAAUUCGCCAAGACCUUCAAACAGCGACGCAUCAAACUUGGCUUCACACAGGGUGAUGUUGGUCUGGCAAUGGGCAAGUUGUACGGCAACGAUUUCUCUCAGACGACCAUAUCACGUUUUGAGGCACUCAAUCUGAGCUUUAAGAACAUGUGCAAGCUCAAGCCACUGCUGCAAAAGUGGCUCGAGGAUGCAGAUACCAGUAUUUCAAAACCUGGAGGGAUCUUUGGACUAAGUGCCCUACAGAACCCUCUAACGACGCCCGAGAAUAUGGGCCGACGGCGCAAGAAGCGGACUUCCAUAGAGACCAAUGUUCGUGGUGCCCUCGAGAAAGCUUUCAUGAUCAACUGUAAGCCUACCAGCGAAGAGAUUUCCAACCUCGCCGACUCCCUGUGCAUGGAAAAGGAGGUGGUGCGAGUGUGGUUUUGCAAUCGCCGGCAAAAGGAGAAGCGCAUCAAUCCCGCCCUUGACAUGGACAGUCCGACCGGAACUCCCGUCAGCAGUCAUGGCAAUAUGUUUGGUCUACCAACACUCAGUCGAAACCCUCUGAAUGGCUUGGAUAGCAGUUCGAUGGGCAGUCUUUCACCGCACUAUCAACAGAUGCCGGUCAUCAAGCAUGAAUGACAGCCACUGAAUGGUUGGUAUCCAUCAUCCAAUCAGGUCGGAUUCGAUUUUAUGACAGCCAGUGAAAGUUUCCUCGAAUAGUUCCUACGUGAGCUCAUUACAGCAGCGCCCUCUAUUUCUAUUGUAUUGUAUUGUUUUCUUCAUUGAACGUGCGUGAAUUUCGUCUGGCGCCCAACUCAGGCCCCCCAUCAAUCUUUGUACAAAGCUAAACUUAUCAGCCCUUCUUCCAAAUUCGGACCUAGGUGAAAAUCUUUUUAAAAACAAAAACGAAAAUAUCCUUUGAUUGUUGUAAAUGUUAAACCAGUAGCCAUACUUCUUAAACAUUCCACUGUGAGUUCAUAUCAUUAAUAGUUUUACACACUGUAAAAAUAAUACGUAGACAAACAAAACUAUAGAAACUAUAAAAAGAUAUGUCCAUUUUUACCAAAUAAAAUAUAAAAUAAAUUUAAAAUAAUAAAACUAAAUAUGAACUAUAUUAUAAAAAUAUUUAUCGAAUUUAUUAUAGUAGAAGAAUAACAAAAAUUAAUAAUAAAAUAAGCACAAAAUGAUGUACCCACUUUGAGUAUACAAUUGUAAAGGAAGAUAAUUUAUGUAAAUGUAAGUAAAUAUUGUAAACUCUUAGAAUAUAUUAUAUUGUUUAACUUAUAAGAAUGUACAUUUAAAACACAACAGAAAAGAAACAAACAAAAAUGUCAACCUAGCUGUCAAAUUGACAAUUAACCGAAAGUGACAUUUGUGUAUCAAUGUGAGUAUAAUUAUAGUUAAAAUAAAAUAAAACAAAAAAGAAUUUAAUUGUUUAAAAUAAAAUUAGAAAAGUAUUAAAUAACA
This is a messenger RNA of Eupeodes corollae, 5901 nucleotides long. RefSeq lists its product as uncharacterized. Gene Ontology annotation, molecular function: RNA polymerase II cis-regulatory region sequence-specific DNA binding; DNA-binding transcription factor activity, RNA polymerase II-specific. The record is from RefSeq and is a predicted model, not a curated record. Gene Ontology annotation, biological process: regulation of transcription by RNA polymerase II. Lineage: Eukaryota; Metazoa; Arthropoda; Insecta; Diptera; Syrphidae. Bases 1210 to 5073 code for a protein of 1287 amino acids. The transcript is spliced from 6 exons.